AUGAAGUUUCAAGUCAUGGAUCAAGCAGGCUCCUUCGCCGUCCACCCGUCCACAUGUAGUACUGAGCGCGAAAGAAUCCGGGAAUUGUCAAGAUACUACUGUGCAUUAGCUGGUACACGACCAUCUGCGACGCCAAAUCAGGACAAUGAAGAUCUCGAGAGAGCCCCCGCGCACCCCAACGCCCCUCGGGGCGACGAACAACCUACAGCGGGCAACCUUUCGACCGACAUCACCCUGACCGCGUUGGCACAGCUCGGAGUACUUCGUCUCGCCUGCAAUCGGUCGUUUGUGUCGCUCAUCGAUGGCGGCAGCCAACAUAUCAUUGCCGAAGCUACCGCCUCCAUUUCCUUGCGUGAUCAAUCUUCGCACGCGGCCAAUGAUGGGUUGUACCUCGGAGCGCGCACCCUGGAUUUGCUUUGGGGAGUCUGUCCGCAAACCAUCACCUUAUUCACCGGGAGAGACAUGUCCUACGCCAUUGACAACGAAAAUAUCACCGGCAACCGAACCCGCUACAUUAUUCGGGAUCUCCAGCGGGAGGCGUGCUUCAAGGAUCGUCCUUACGUCCGCGACUGGCCCUUCAUGCGAUUUUACGCCGAGGUCCCCAUUUUCAGCCCCUCUGGCCUAGUACUCGGCACCUAUUGCGUGGUGGACGACAAACCUCGGUGCAACUUUGGAGACCAGGAUGUGGCUGUGUUGAGUGAAGUGGCGGAAGCGGUGGCGCGACAUCUCGAGCAUGUUCGCAUUGUUCAUUGUCAUCGCCGAUCCGAGAGACUGAUCAAAGGACUGACGAAUUUCGUCAAAGACCAUGCGGAAUUCGACCCCCGAGAGGUGGCUCAUGACCAUCGAUUAGAAGCAAUGGCAAGUACCCCCCAGGGCAAUUCGUCACCGGCAGAGGCCACUCCGGGUUCCGGCGCGACGUCAAUGAACCAGCAGUUCGGCUUUGUCACAUCCUCCUCUACCAGCUUAUCCGAUCAACCGUCGCCGUUAUUCUUCGCCGGCCCGUCCACAGGAUCGACUGAUCCGUCCUCUCUAAACUCGACUCCUUCCGAGCUGCAGUCGUCCAUUGAGGAAGAAAAUCCGAUGGAUGAUAUAUCGAAAACAGACGCCGAGCUCGUGGCUGAGGGUGCCACCAAUGGUCCUCAUGACUCUCUCGCCGAUCGCACGCCACUGGGAAAUCGAAUUCAACGCAUCUUUCACCGGGCAAGCAUGCUACUCAGGAAAUCAAUGGAUUUGGAUGGAGUGGUGUUUCUCGAUGCUGCCCGCACCAACCCGUCAUUCUUGCCACCCGAGGAUCAGGCAGGCUGGGAGCCUUUACCCACAACCGCAGUGCCUGAAUUCCCCGUGGCACCCUACCCUAGUCCUCUAGGCCGUUCCCCAUCAUAUGCAAAACCAUCGGAAACCUCGUGCGAUAUUCUCAGCAAGGCCUUGAAAGUACGAAAGGGGGAAAGUCUCGAUCUCAAAGCAGACAUCGCUUUUCCAGAGGAUCUCCUGAACUUACUUGUAUCUUCGUUCCCUCAAGGCCAAGUGUUCACCCUGGAUGAGUCUUCCGAGUCCGAAGACUACCUGUCGUAUGAGAAGGGGCCGAACGACUCAGAUCACCAGGCCGAGCUCAUGCAGACGGCGACUCGCCGGCUACGAUAUGUCCUCCCUACUGCCAAUUCGGUGUUAUUCUUCCCGCUCUGGGAUCACAACAAGUCCCGAUGGAUGGCAGGCACCCUGGUCUGGACCCAAGAUCAUCACCGAGCGCUGGGCAUCGAGGAGCUGCAUUAUUUCAAAGUAUUUGGUGAUUCGAUCGUCUCGGAAGUUUCUCGGGCACAUUGGGCGACCACUGAGAAAUCUAAAUUUGAUUUUGUGUCGUCAAUCAGUCACGAGCUUCGAUCGCCACUGCAUGGUAUUCUGGCCAGUGCUGAACUUUUGCAAGCGACGCCUCUCGAGCCAGCCCAGGAGGAAAUGGUGAAGAUGAUCGAGGCGUCCGGGUUGACAUUGCUAGACACAACCGAUCAUUUGCUUGAAUUUUGCAAGAUCAACAACCUGACUCAAGUCAAAAAGGCACGCAAAAAGGAUGGCAAAAAGCAAAGGGAGUCCAGCCUUGAAUCAGAUUUCCACCUUGAUCAUCUAGUUGAAGAGGUGGCCGACAUCUUAUAUACGGGACAAAAUGCGGCAGAAAUCAUGUCUCAGACAGCGCAGUCAUCUUCAUUGAACAAGACAACCGCCAAUUCCCUCGCCGAUUCUGAUGAGACACAAGGAAUGUCCGUGAUUGUGCGAAUCGAGCCACGGCGACCAUGGCUCAUUCGGUCGCCGCCUGGAGCAUGGCGCAGAAUUGUGAUGAAUCUGCUCGGCAAUGCCAUCAAAUGGACAAAGUCUGGAUUCGUCGAGGUGUCUCUGUCGCGAAUGCGGAAUCCAGUGAAUCCUCACAAUCCCAUCGCUCAUCUCUCCGUCACCGAUACAGGUAGUGGAAUCGCGCCCGAGUUCCUUCGACACAAGCUCUUCUCUCCAUUUGCCCAAGAGGACUCCCUUUCAGAAGGCGUGGGAUUGGGACUCAGUAUUGUGCGCCAACUCGUGGCCGCAUUCAAUGGCCAUGUCAACGUGAGAAGCGAGGUUGGUAUUGGAACGCAAGUGGACGUUUACAUUCCGGUGGAGCUUGUUAACGGCCCAGAAGCAAGCCCAGGGUCCUGUCUGUCGCCCGAGGGAAAAGACUGCGAUUCAAUCCCACCACUACGAGCGUGCCUUGUCGCUUUCAACGGAUACCCUGAUCUUCAAGAGACCCCUACUGGCAUGUUGAGUCUUGAAUCCAAGCGGAAGCUGUCGAUCCAAAGUACCUUGGCCGAUGUCUUCAUGUCCUGCUUUGGCUGGACUGUUUCUUUGGCGGAAACGUUGAGUAAAGGAGACGGUGACAUUGCCGUCAUUGAAGAAGCCGUACUUCGGAAAGAAGCCACCGGUCUGGAUUCCUUGGAGGACCUGGCAACCAAGCAUGGCUUCAAACACUUCGUCGUGCUGGGAAGCAAUGCCUCGUUCUUCGAAACGUUCCUUGCGCCCAACUUUGUUUGGGUCUCACAGCCAUUCGGUCCGCAGAAGAUCCAAAGUGCUAUUCAACGGAUUCUAGACCAGGAGAAGAACAGAGAGCUUGCUCCCGCAGCUCCGCCCUCCAUACCUUCGCGUCCUCCCACUACUCCCUUGGGAAACAACAUCUCACCAGCGCGGGAAAGGUUGACUGAAGAAUCGGUGCUUGCAUCAAUGCGACACGCUCCAGCCUCACCCGCGCGACGUGCGCCGUCCGCGGCUUUACCAAUCCGCCCGUCUCAUGAACCACAAAAUGUCCAUGUCCUCGUUGUUGAUGACAACGAUAUCAAUCUCAAAAUCCUCGCCACUUAUAUGCGCAAAAUCGGUUGCAGCUACGAUACCGCUUCCAACGGACUGAUCGCACUGGAAAAGUACAAGGCUUCACCGCGGCGGUUUGAUUUUGUAUUGAUGGAUAUUUCGAUGCCGGUCAUGGACGGAUUGACCUCGACCAGCAAGAUCCGUCAACAUGAGAAGGAACAAAACCUCGAAUCCUCGUGUAUCUUGGCUGUCACCGGUGUUGCAUCGGACAACAUGCAACAACAAGCCCUUGCGGCGGGGAUCAAUGAUUAUCUGAUCAAACCUCUCUCCCUUCGGGGAUUGAGAAAGAUUAUGCACAUUGCAUGA
Molecule: messenger RNA, 3684 nt
Organism: Penicillium oxalicum
Lineage: Eukaryota; Fungi; Ascomycota; Eurotiomycetes; Eurotiales; Aspergillaceae
Product: hybrid sensor histidine kinase/response regulator
Exons: 5
Coding region: 1-3684 (1227 amino acids)
Biological process (GO): phosphorelay signal transduction system; phosphorylation
Molecular function (GO): phosphorelay sensor kinase activity
Source: RefSeq, a predicted model, not a curated record